AUGUCACAGAAAGAUCAUCAUGAAGGAGGAGACAAGCCAGCAAGGGUAACAUCACCAACACCAACACCAACACCGCCAACAACAAUGACGCUUGACAAGAUAAUAGCUAAACCACUAUCAUCAUUUGCAACCAAGAUGAGUCCGGUCAAACCACCAUUAUCAUCUCCCUUUUCCCCGACGUUGUCUUAUUCUUCCUCUUCUUCUUCUUCUUCUUCAUCCGCACCAUCUCCAUUAUCUUCAUCAUCUUCUUCAUCGACAUCGUCAUCCAUGUCAACAUCACCAUUAUUCCCACUCAUUGGUACUAAACCAAAGAAACAUCAACAUCAACAUCAACAACAAGAAGUAGCAGCAACGGUAGUGACAUCAGAACCAUUGGCCAAGAAACGGGUUGCUGCAAGUUCAGCAUCCUAUGUCUCCCCUUAUUAUGCAAAGAAGGCAUUGGCAGGAAUAGUCAAUGAGGUGGAAGUUGAUUUGAUAUCCACCUUGAUACGUCCACCCAAACCAAUCGACAAGGUAGAAUCACAGGUUGACAAGGAAGUCAAGUCACUCUAUCCACAACUACAUAACAAGCCGGUCAAGAUCAACACCAAAAAUAUGAUUGGUAUUGGAGAGUUAGAGACAGAGAUGCUUCAUCAUUUUGAUCAACUACAACAACACCGAUUGAUGGUUGCAUCAGUUGCUACACCUCCCGUAUUCCAAUCGACCUCUCCCAAGAUGACUGCUAGUGGUAACAACAAUAAUGCUAGUACUGGUACUAGUGCAAGUCCCAGUAAUAGUGGUAGUAGUAGUACAUCAUCUGCAGUCAGUACACCAACAUUCUCAACAUCGACAAGGACUAUAUCUGCACCACCAGACAGCGCAUCAGCGGUUCAUUCUUCAAUCAAGAAACCACGGCUCCUUAAAAAAGAUACAAACACGAUCCUCCUCAAGUCCACCUCCAAACCCAUCAAAAUACCCAAGAAACUCGAAAAGGUAAAACAAAAGUGUAUCCUCUACAAAGAACCCGACCGAAAUCUCCGUGGAGAUUGGACCGUGUCAGAUGACUAUCUCCUCUUACUACUAUCCCAACGAUUUAAAGAUAUACAAUCAAUUUAUAAUUGGUCAGUUCUACAACAUCAACAACAAAAGGAAAGAGAAAUAGAAAGAGAAAGAGAGAAAGGAGAAGAAAAAGAGAAAACAGACAUGUUGGAAAAAAAGAGAAAACGAACAACAACAACAAAGACACUGGAUUGGGGAGACAACUUGGUAUUUUCAAGACAAUUUACAAUAGAGGAAAUGGAAAAGAGAUGGGGAUCAAUGUUGUAUGAUGAAAAGACAUCUAGUGAGGCUGCUAGUAUGAUGGCAUUGAAUCCUUCCCUAUGCUCAAAACCACAGGUAUUUAGAAAAGAGGAAGAGGAUGCUUUGGACAAUGCACCGUUUAGUUUGGAUCUUGAAUCAUUUGAAAAAUUCCUUCAAGACAAACGUGAACACUUUCAUGCCUCGAGAACAACUAGAGGACUCCAAAAACAAUAUAGAGAUCGGUUACUCGAUCAGGAUAUCUCAUCGAAUUCAAACUAUCUAAAUUAUCUAUUUAAAGAUCAACGUCAAAAAAUUGAUCAUCACAAUCAAAUGAAAAAGGAAUCAUCAACUAUUGGAUCAAAUAAUCAACAAUUACAACUUGUUACAUCAUCAAAUGUCAAUGAUGGUGAAGAUGAACAACAACAACAAUUACAACGACAAAACAUGUAUAAUUAUUUAUUUGCCAAAAAGAAUUUAAAUCAUAGUGUCUCGAUGACCUCCUCCUCCUCCUCCUCAUCGAAAAUGAAUGAAAAAGAUGGUGAUCAAGAGAGUGGUAGUACUGUAUGUAAUGGACCAACACCAUGGGAACACUUGAUAAAAUCACCACCAGAUUCCAAAGAAGAAUUACAAAAUGACCUACUUUUAAAUCCAUUUCAAUCUAUUCCAAAGUUUAUGUGGGAUGAUGACAAAGAUAUUGAAUUAAAUGAUGUUAAAUUAAUGAUUAAAGUUGAAAAGGAAUAUGAAGCUGAAAAAGAAAAGGAUUUUAAACAUUUGGCUUGUAUAAGAGGAGAAAAUAUUCGAUAUUAUAUGAAACAAAAGGAUAUUAUAGUUGGAAGAGAUUUAUCGACUUGUAAUCUCAUUGAUUUGGAUCUCAGAGAAGAGACUGAAUUUGUAAAUAGAGUUUCAAAAAAACAGUUUAUUGUAAAAUUAAAAACCAAAACAUCAAACUUUUACAUACACAAUAUAGGAAAGAAUUCUAUCUACGUAAACGGAAAGCCUGUUUCAAGUGGUGCUCAGGAGCUUUUAUCAGAUUUAUCACUCAUCGAGAGAACAGAGAAAAGAGAACAACAACAACAACAAACACCAGAACACAAUUAUAAUAAUAAUAUAAUAAUCAUAAUAUUCAGAAUCAUAAGAAGAAGAAAUAAACAAGAAGAAUAUGAUAUGGAUGAUAACAAGAACAAAUCAUUAAAUAAUAUCUCAAACGAAAAUUCAAAGGUAUUGGUUGACCAGAUCAUAACAAAAGCAUCAGAUAUUGAUACAGAUGCAGCGAUUUCAAUGGUACAAUUAAUCUUCUCAAAGGUGUCUAGAGAUAUUGGAUACUUGCCAUAUUAUACGAAAAUCAUUUCCAAACUUGCACCUCUAUUCAAACUUAAAAUUAAUUUGGAUAUUGGAGAAACUUUGAUUAAAUUAUAUUAUCAUGAAUUUUCACAACUUUCACAAUUAUUACAACAGCAGCAACAACAACAACAACAACAAUCAACAUUAUCAAAUAAUAAUAAUAAUAAUAAUACUUUUACAUCAAUUGAAUCGGCAGUAGGAACACAUAAAUCACAUAUUAUAAAUGCUAGUCGAUUCAUUGCAGAGUGUUAUCGUUAUCAAGUGUUGAAUCAACAACAUCAACAACAACAUCAAAAUAUACAACAACCCAUGGAUAUUGACGAUAGCUUUAGUUUAAAUGGAGCAGGUAGUAGUGAUGUCAAGUUGCUGUCAACUGUCAAACAACAACAACAACAAUAUAAUGGUAUGUUGUUAAAUAAUGAUAAACCAUUCAACCACUUGCUUCGUUUGAAUUUAGAUGGAGUUGAGGGUGGAAGCGGCGGGGGAUCUGGUAGCUCGCUGCCAUCGGGAUUCAUCUCGCCCAAGCUGCCGGUGAAUCGCAGCGACAUGUCUCCUCCAACCAGCUCCAUCUAUGCGGGUCUGACUACCACCUCACCCCCACAAAUCGCAAACAAGACCGCACCGGGUGGUAGUGGCGCGAUGUUGAACAAUGGGCUACUCAGCGGAGUCGUCUCGAAUCUUAUGUUCAACAAUAGUAAUAAUAUUAAUAGUAAUGUGCCUGCACUGUUGGCCAAUAACCCCAACACCACCGGCCAGGGUGGGUUCAGCGGCGCGUUGACAUACCGCGAGUCGCCCGAGCUCAAGCUGUCCGGUGCCGAAUCGGAUCUGGCCGUCAUCUUGUCCAUGAUUGAGAGCCGUGUCGUUGCCAAGGAGUUGCAGACCGACUGGCGCAGCAAGAUAUUGCGUCGCGUUCGUGACAUGGGAGCACUCAUGAAAAAGAGCAACAAGACCGAGAUUUUGGCAGCCAUCUGGCAAAACAUGUGCGAUAACCGCGACGACUACAACCUCUACCUCGAGCUAUGUCUUGACCUAAUCAAACAAGAAGAAGAGAUUGAACAACAACAAAUUGAAAAGGAGCAGCAACUGCAACUUCAAAAACAACAGUUACUCCAAAACGCAGCUGCAGCUGUCACCAUGGCCAUGCCCACUCAUCAUCAACACCAGCAACACUCCUUCUCAUCGUCUCAUACUUCGUCUGCCUUGUCAUCAUUUUCACUUGAACCACCUAGAUUUGAACUUGGUAUUGAUCAAGAUCAUGGUGCAGAACAGUUUAAAAAGAAACCUGCAGCUCGUAGAUCGUCGAUGGCCACACUUCAAAUGGUCCAACAACAGCAACUAUCCAAACUUGCCAUUCCAUCCCAACAACCAUUACUACAGCCACUGCAGCCACUUCAACCUUUACAACAACCUUUACAGCAACAACAACCGGCUAUCAAUGCAAGAAGAUCGUCUAUUGCAUUCCCAUCAGAAUUAACACGUCGUGGAUCAAUGUGUGAAGACUCUCCAUCAUUAUGUCCUCCCGCUCCAAAAUUAAAAUCCACUCCAACUCUUAAAUCAGUUUCCCAUCAUACUACUCCUAUUAUCAAUAAUAUUCCUCCUAGAUCCACUGCUGUACCUACUACUACUGUAGUACCAACCACUACCGCAACUUCUAGUAACAGUAAUAAUAGUAAUAAUGGUGGACAACCAAAUUCAAAGAAACUUAAAUCUUCAAACCUUGAUAGUUUCAAAGAUGUAUUAAUAAUUUCAUUACAAGAUGAAUUGGCUCUUAAAAUGUUUAUUGCUAGAAAGAGUUUGGAUAUUUAUUUUGAUUUAUUAAAAGAUUUAUAUAAAGAAUUUAUUAUUGAAAUUCCAUUGCUCAUUAGUUGUAUUCAUUUAAUUCAACAAGGAUUAUACGAAUUAUCAGAAGUGGAGUGUGAAACUUUAUUCAGUUUGGAGGAGAUGGCACAAGAACAACUCCAAGCAUCCAAAGAAACCGAAGAAAGACAAAAGAAAUUAAAUCUAAAAGAGAACCAACGAUACGAAUGGAAGACUGGAAAAUGGGAAGAAAAACCACAAGACCCACCUCCACCACCAACCAGUUUUUAUGACCUCAAAUCUGAUGUAUUUGUUUUAUAA
Messenger RNA from Cavenderia fasciculata, 4737 nucleotides. It is a transcript of the gene yelA, whose product is annotated as initiation factor eIF-4 gamma middle domain-containing protein. Gene Ontology annotation, cellular component: MLL1 complex; NSL complex; Ino80 complex. The record is from RefSeq and is a predicted model, not a curated record. Gene Ontology annotation, biological process: positive regulation of transcription by RNA polymerase II. The transcript has 11 exons. The coding region runs from base 1 to 4737 and encodes 1578 amino acids. NCBI's taxonomy places the organism in Eukaryota, Evosea, Eumycetozoa, Acytosteliales, Cavenderiaceae. Gene Ontology annotation, molecular function: G-quadruplex RNA binding; protein binding.